GGAGGAGGAGGAGGGAGGAAGGGGCGGUGAUGCCGGGCGGUGCUGCCUCCCCGCUGCCCCCACCGCGCCGGGCGCGCCCGCGGAGCGCACGGAGGGACCCGCACGGCUGCCAGCUUGGCCGGGAAGGAGGGAAAGCGGCAGGAGGAUCCGAGCGGCCCGGUGAAGGCUGGCAGCGCCGGAGCCCGUUUGGGGUUUGGCCGGCGGGGAGGGAGGGAAGAAGGAGGUGAAGCCGCUCGUUUUGUUGGGGUUUUUUUGUUUCUUUUUCUAUUUAAUCCCUUUCCUUGGCUCGAGUCAGAGGCUGAAGUCACCGCCGUGCACGUCCCGAAGCUUUUCCCCCGCCGCGGGGGUCUGGCCGUUCCCCAGAAUGAUGCACCGACACCCGUGAGUGGGACUUUUUGGGGAGCGGAGCCGCUUCGUGCCGGGGCAUGAGACCGGGCAACUCGUCACACAGGUCUGGCCCUCCCAUGGCUUCAGCAAUGCUGCCGGGGAAAGUGGAGAAGAGGAUGGCUUCGUCUGUCUUCAUCACGCUGGUGCCGCCGCGGAGGGAGGUGGCGACCAAGGACAAACCCCACCGGGAACCGCAGCCAGACGGUGCCGAGGUCCCCAGCAGCCGUCGCCCCCGAAGCCCGGCACCGCGGCCCCCUGCGCUCCCCAAUGGAGAAACCCACCCAGUGGCCCCCACCCCCGUCCUCGUCCUCUCGGAAGCGCCCCAGCCCUUGUCCGCCGAGGCGCUGGGUCCGGCGCUGCAGCAACUGGACCUCGCGGAACCCAGCGCCCUCCAGGCCCCUUCUGCCUUUCCCGCCAAAUUGAGGACGCCCACAUUUUGCCAGGAGCAAGCGAGCAGGUCGCAGUGGCAGGAUGUGAACGGGUACACGGAGAGGGAUGGUUCUAGAGAUGUCUGUGCCUUUUGCCACAAAGCGCUGGGGCCGCGGGACGUGACGGUGGAGGCGAUGCAGAAACAGUACCACGCUGACUGCUUCACCUGCCGGACCUGCCACCGGCUCCUGGCCGGCCAGCGCUACUACCAAAAAGAUGGUCGCCCCACGUGUGACACCUGCUACCAGGCCACGCUGGAGAAAUGUGCCAAGUGCCAGGGGCUGAUCGUGGACCAUGUUGUCCAUGCCCUGGGCAAGGGCUACCACCCUGGCUGCUUCUCCUGCAGCGCCUGCGGCCGGGCCAUCGGCACCGAGAGCUUCGCGCUGGGCGAGCGGGAUGAGGUGUAUUGUGUGACAGACUUCUACAGGAAAUACGCCGUGGUUUGCAGCGCCUGUGAACAGCCCAUUGUCCCCGGCGAGGACAAGGACACCUACAAGAUCGAGUGUCUGGGUCGCAGUUUCCACGAGAGCUGCUACUGCUGCGAGAGCUGUGGGACGCCCCUGUCGCCGGAGCCCACGGAGAGCGGGUGCUACCCCCUGGGCGACCACCUCCUCUGCAAGUCCUGCCACGUCCGCCGCAGAAACGAGUCGUCCUGCUAAAACCCAGUGGAUCAGCCUCUGCUGUGCCUGGCAAAGCUGCGGAAUCGGGGUUUUUAUCACCAAAAUGGCCCUGGAGCCGCUUCUGCCACGUGGAGAAGCGCAGAUGUGAUGCCCCGAUGUGGCUCUGUGCUCGUUUUGAACACAAAAAGCCGCGGCAGUGGCGGAGGACCUGAGGUUUUAUUCAUUUGUUUCUUUUUUUAAAGUCCUUUCCCGAGGCCAGUUUGGUUUCCUUGGGUGUUUUGUUGUGUUUUUCUGUUUAUUUCUUCUCAAUUUUCCUCGGGGUUUCACUUGAACGUUUCUCUCUGUGGUGACGCGGAGCAGGCGCUGAUAUAGUUAAAUAAAACCCCGAGUUUAAAA
Columba livia (rock pigeon) is the source of this 1832-nucleotide messenger RNA. RefSeq names its product filamin binding LIM protein 1 (gene FBLIM1). The record is from RefSeq and is a predicted model, not a curated record. The coding region runs from base 426 to 1475 and encodes 349 amino acids. Gene Ontology annotation, biological process: cell-cell adhesion. Lineage: Eukaryota; Metazoa; Chordata; Aves; Columbiformes; Columbidae. Gene Ontology annotation, cellular component: stress fiber; focal adhesion. The transcript is spliced from 9 exons. Gene Ontology annotation, molecular function: filamin binding.